Molecule: messenger RNA, 2297 nt
Organism: Pseudoliparis swirei
Lineage: Eukaryota; Metazoa; Chordata; Actinopteri; Perciformes; Liparidae
Product: kazrin-A-like
Exons: 7
Coding region: 95-1075 (326 amino acids)
Molecular function (GO): protein binding
Source: RefSeq, a predicted model, not a curated record
UCCAGACUCUGACAGCCUCACACAGCAGAGCUCGUCAGACGGCGAGGAGCAGCUGGACCGCCUCCAGCAGGCGGAGCUCACUCGAAGCACAUGCAUGUCACUCUGGAGGGCAGGUGCAGUCCAGGCCUGGCUGGAGGUUGUCAUGGGAAUGCCCAUGUAUACACGAGCCUGCUCUGAAAACGUAAAAAGUGGAAAGGUCCUGCUGGGCCUGACCGAUGAGGAUUUGGAGCUGGGUCUGGGUGUCAGUAAUCCCAUUCAUCACAGGAAACUGAGACUGGCCAUUGAGGAUUACAGGAGAGCCGAAGGGGACCAAGGACUAUCAAAGGCGUCGAAAAUGGACCAUCACUGGGUUGCAACCUCGUGGCUGAGUGACGUGGGGUUGCCUCAGUACUCGCAGACCUUCCAGACUCACCUGGUGGACGGGCGAGUGCUGAACUCUCUGAGCCGCAGAGACCUGGAGAGAUUCCUCAACAUCAGUGACCAGUUCCACCAGACCAGUCUGCUCCUGGCGAUACAGCUACUGCAGAUGUUUAGUUUUGAUAAAGAGGCCCUUCAGGCACAGCGGGCAAAAUGUGAGCUCCAAGACCGGGACCCUAUUGUGUGGACAUGUCACAGAGUAAUAAAGUGGAUCAGAAACAUAGACCUCAAGGAGUUUGCAGAUAAUCUUCAGGGUGAAGGGAUUCAUGGAGCAGUGAUGGCUCUGGAUCCGUCCUUUGACACAGACGCCAUGGCCAAAGCCCUGGGGAUCCCCAGCAACAAACACAUGCUGCAUCGGCACCUGUACGAAGAGAUGAAAUCACUCGCUGUCCCUCACAGCAGUGCAGAGCAGAGCAGUGAAGUUAUCGGGUCCUCUUCGCCGGUGGCUGUGAACCGCUUUGCAGAGGAGAGGCUGUCGAUGAGAAGAUCAGGAAAGAGUCCGCUGAGGUUACAUGCCAACAACCACUCUGUGGAGCGAAGUCUGGGCUUCCACAGCAGCUGUGGUUCUCUGCCCAGAGAGGCCCGAGUUCAGGUUGUUCCCCGGGCCAAAGGCAGCCCGUUGCACACCUACAAGAGUGUAGAAAUCACCAACGUCUGAACCGACCUCCGCCAUCCAGAUCGUUCAUGUUGAUGUUGUUGCUAUUGUUUACAUUGUUACUGUAUUAUAGUUGUUUACUACUGAGAGUGACCUCCUACAUUCAGCAUUGAUUGACUUUUAGGAGUAAGUUCUCUUAAAGGAGUGUACCACUUGAUAUGAAAAUUCAUUAUUUUUAGCCAAUAUUAAAAAACAGAAACAACAAUAAUGUUUGACCCGGAGGAGCUGUCAAAUGGCCAAAUUACUUUUAUAUGAUAAGUUUAUACAAGGUUUAAGAAUAACCUGCAAAAUCAUUGAACACAGUAUUGUUGUCCUUUGAUGUCUUGUAUGAACUAGGUCUCACAGCACGGUUGUUUACUGCUCUACUCUUUUGACUAUUUCUAACAUUACAGUAAAUUAAUGAGUUAUCGGAAUAAAGUCAUUUUAACAUGCUUUCACUGUAGAGAUGCAUAUUAUCUGCUGUUUACACCUGUACUGUGCCAGGUCAGCAGCUGUACACACACACACACACACACACACAAACAUAUAUAUCGGGAAAAAUGUUGUUGUUCUAUGAUUCUAGCACCCAGGUUCAUCUUUAAUAUGGAUUCAGUCAUUUUGAAAACUGGUAAAAAUCUAUCUUAUCAUUAAUGUUACAUAAUAUAUUAAUUUAAUGAAAGAACGGAAAUUGUUUUGGUUUUUAUUUGAAUGUGAAUGUUGAAAUAUUCUUUUUAACUAAAUGUAUCUAGGUUAUACAGAGAUAAAACAUACAACUAAAUGUUGGGUUUGAAAGUGCUGAUGUGUAAUAAUUGAUGCAAAUGAUCUGCAAAUGUUCAUACUGUUUUAGUUAAGUGCUGGUGUAACGACAAGACUUUUCUUUAUAUUAUGAGGUCAGUGGAGAGAAUUUAAUGGUAUUUUUGUACAGUUUAAUGAUGUUUUAUAACACACGGUUGUUUAAAGUCUGUUCCUGAGCAUGAAAAGACACAAAUUAAAUGUCACACUGUGUGCAGCGGAACGCCUGAGGUUAAUCCAAAAAGUCGAAGACAGGUUUGUCUGUCCCAAUCAGGGCGUCUCCUUCAGUCACCAACAGCAAAGUUGUUUAAGCGGGAAGAUUAGACUAGUUCAAACGUGUAUGAACAGAAGGGAAGGACAUCAGUAUUAAUAUGACUGUUUACUCUCUUUCUUCACCCUGCUGUGCGAGAUGCUCAUGUACAACAUCAUUAAAGGUGAAAUUACUCAAAUACAA